Molecule: messenger RNA, 3161 nt
Organism: Aplysia californica (California sea hare)
Lineage: Eukaryota; Metazoa; Mollusca; Gastropoda; Aplysiida; Aplysiidae
Product: histone deacetylase 11
Exons: 12
Coding region: 412-2181 (589 amino acids)
Molecular function (GO): histone deacetylase activity
Source: RefSeq, a predicted model, not a curated record
UACUUUUAAUGAAUUACAUUUAGCCUGGACAAAAGGACCUUACAACAAACCAAGCCUGGACAUUAUGGUUUUUCAACUUUUCGUGGAAAUAAGCUCUGGAUUCUGGAUCGUUCGCUCGCUCUAGAUUUACUUCGUAUCUUUAGUAAUUAGACUAUGAUAGACGGAAGUAAUGUACGUACGUAGUAGCUAUUUCACCAAUGACUGAACAAGUCUAGCCAAAAUCUUGAGCUGUGUGUACAGAUCUAAAUCUAGAUCUAGAUCUAGAUUCUAGAAUCUAAUAUCUAGAUCUAGAUUCUACUAUACUGGGCCGUCAAAGAUGUUUUAUCUUUUGAGACGGUCUUUUCAAUGCUUCCAGUUGAUGGGGAAACUUUGACUGGGAUAGUGGAGAUACUGAGCUACUCCUUCUGAAACAUGGCAGGUGCAUCUGGGAAGACACCAGCACCAGCUAUGAGAUGCAGGCAGUAUGAAGCUGAAAUUAAGCUUACACAGUGGCCCAUCAUAUACAGUAGUGAGUACAACAUAGGCUUCUGUGGAUUAGAAAAGCUGCAUCCAUUUGAUGCUGGAAAAUGGGGUCGUAUCUUCAACUUUCUUAAAGAUGCUGGUAUGCUGAGAGACGACACUAUAAUUGAACCAAUGGAAGCGUCUGAAACAGAACUGCUAUUGGUUCAUACAAAACGCUACAUCAGCAGUCUCAGGCUUACAAAUAUUGUGGAGGGAAUCAAUGAGUGGAGCAUGAAUGUUGCAGGAAUCACCGAAGUGCCUCCUGUUGCUCUACUGCCAAAUUUUGUUGUGCAGAAAAAAGUCCUACGCCCGUUUCGUUUCCAGACUAGUGGAACAAUCAUGGCUGGGCGGCUGGCCCUAGAUCGUGGCUGGGCAAUCAAUAUUGGAGGCGGGUUUCACCAUUGCUCUGCGGAAAGAGGAGGGGGUUUCUGUGCCUAUGCAGACAUUACGCUAGCUAUCAAGUUUGCUUUUGAGAAAGUGGAGAGUGUUGCCAAAGUUAUGAUCAUUGAUUUGGACGCGCAUCAGGGCAAUGGCCAUGAACGAGAUUUCAUGAAUGAUCAGCGGGUCUACAUCCUGGAUGUGUACAACAGGGGCAUUUAUCCACAUGAUGGAUUUGCCAAAAGAGCAAUUAAGCGCAAAGUGGAACUGGGCCAUUUUACAGACGAUGAAACCUACUUAACAUUAAUACGAAGACAUGUCGAUGGUGCCUUGAAUGAGUUUGAGCCUGAUCUAGUUGUCUACAAUGCUGGCACGGACAUAUUGGAAGGUGACCCUCUAGGAAACUUGUCUAUCACGGCUCAGGGUGUCAUUGAAAGGGACCAGAUUGUGUUUCAAAAGUGCAGGACAAGAGGCAUUCCUAUAUUCAUGGUUACUAGUGGCGGUUACCAAAGGGAAACGGCCAGAAUUGUGGCGGACUCCAUUCUCAAUCUGAAAAACCUGGGCCUGAUUUCAUGGACAGAAGCGGAGAAUGCACCUUUGAUAGAAGCUCCUGUAUCGGCGCUACCCCGCAGUGGCAGUGAUGGUGGCCUCUUUGCCAGGUUCAAGCGCUCUUGUCUAUCACGACCCUCGACUUCAUCAUCUCUCAACAUUGCUGCGCUUGUUAGCCCUUCGGAGGAACUUGUCCCUCCACCUACCCUGGAUUCAGUCAAUAUGAACGCAGGUACUCCGUCACUACAUUCCAUCGAAACAAAUGUUGGAGCACUGACUCUGAAUUCUGACAAAACAGGUACAGGUUUGUGUUUAAGUAAAGAGAAGGAUUUCUUUGAGCCGGGCACGUCUGCUCAAAAUGACUACAUGCAUAGUACAAAAGUGAAAUGUGCAAAUCAUGAUGUGAAUGGGCUUAGUAGCAGUGAAGGUCAUAAUGUAAAUGAGAUAAACAGCACCGUACAUGAUAGUGUGGAUAAAACAAAUAGCAGUGUACAUUAUGAUGUGAGGAAGACAAAUAGCAGUGUACAUCAGAAUGUGAAAGAGAGAAAUGACAGCGUUCUGAAUGAUAAAAAUGAGACAAAUGUCGGUGUUUUAGUUGAUGUGAAUGAGACAAAUAGCUGUUUGCAUAAUGAUGUGAGUGUGACAGAGGUCACUGCCAGUUUUGCUGAAACUACUUCACCGAUUACCAGUGUGCCUGCUGUAUCCAUUCAUAUUGACGAACAAAGUGACGUCACAGACUUGAAACAAAGCUAGGCAGAGCUGAUGUGAUGACAUAUCAUAAUUGUGCAGUAAUUGUUGCUGUUUCAUUUUUUUAGUCAGAUAUUUUACAUUCCUCAAGAGUGACAAAUUUGAAAAUAUUUAUUGCAAACAAAGAUGGUGCAGUGCAAUGCUUUUCGUGUGCUUCAGAAUGGAUUUAUCCUGCUUUUUACUGAGCAACUUCUUAUUUAGGUUGUGAAGAAUACUGUCAGAAUUUCCAGUUUGUAAAGAAUGCUUAUUUUGGAUGCGGAAGAUAGCAGUGUAAAUAUUGUGCAAUAGUGAAAGUUUGGUGGAAUCGCCUCACUAAGAAAUGAUUGAUUUCAUGGGAAACUGUUAAUUUGUUGUGCUCAGUUUAGUUUUAAAGUAAUUUUUUUCUACUCUUGUGUUACAGAUAUUUCUUUUAUUGGGACCAUUUUCUCUCUGUGGGUGUCAAUUUUGAUGUUGAAUAAGUUCUGAAUGUCUUUACUCUUUAUAUGCUUUGUUUGUAAUUCAUGUUUCAAAGUGGUUCCCUAACAAUGCAGGCAAAAUCACUUUCCUCCCAUUGAGGAGGGCACACUUUAAGCCUGGGUGCUUUAUUUGUCAGUGGCCUUUAUUUUGAUGUAUGUGGGAAGUGUUUUUGUGCUUGCAGAUUGCAGGGGAGAGCUUUUGUAUAUGUUUUGGAAAUCUUUGAAAGGUUAAAAGAGUGGUUCUAAUCUUCAUUGUCGGUCAUGUUGAAUGUUGUCAGUUUGAACUGUACACAUGCAGUUUAUAUGCAUAUAUGUUUAAACAUAAUCUUUCACUCCUUCACUCCCUUUCCCUUUAUGGCUUAAAGAGCAAGAGGUGGUCACCAUUAGAAUGCUUAAAUCAAAAGGCAUGGGACAUUGACCUGUAUUGUACGUUAGAUCUUUUUGUUGCUGAGACGUUAUUUUAACUGCCAGUCAUUUUUUCACAACCAGUGUCCAGAUGUUUCUUUCCUUUUAUACACUAAAAAAAAAGAA